GGGAAGGAGAGUUGAGUGUUUCUCUGCUGCUGUCAUUAUUCAGCUCUUCUGCUGCUGCAGCUGCGAGACAUUUCACCAUCAGUAUUUAAAGGGAUCUCAAGAAAUAGACAACUCAGAUCAUUCAGGAUGUCCCGGGAGCAGCAGGCGGUGGCUCGUGCCAGGAAAGCUUUUGAAACAGGCAGGUCCAAAUGUCUAGAGCACCGCAUCCGCCAGCUGAAGAACCUGCAGCGGUUGUUCACUGAGAGGCAGAAAGAGAUUUCAGAUGCCAUCAAGAAAGACCUCAAUAAGAGUGAGGUGGGGACCCAGCUGUAUGAGACUCUGGGCCUGGAGGGGGAGAUCAGCCUGGCCAUCAGGAAGCUGAAGGAGUGGGCGGCCCCUCGGUCCGUGGAGAAGAACCUGCUGACCAUCUCCGACACCGUCUACAUCAAGCCGGAGCCGCUGGGGGUGGUGCUGGUCAUCGGGGCCUGGAACUACCCCUGGGCCGUCACCAUACAGCCGCUCAUUGGAGCCAUCGCUGCUGGUAAUGCAGCUGUGGUGAAGCCGUCUGAGGUCAGCGUUCACACUGCGAAGGUCAUGGAGGACCUGCUCCCACUUUACAUCGACAAAGAGCUUUACCCUGUCGUAACCGGAGGUGUGUCAGAGACCCAGGAGCUGCUGCGCCAGCGCUUCGAUCACAUCUUCUACACCGGCAACAGCAUGGUGGGCAAGCUGAUCAUGGAGGCCGCUGCCAAACACCUGACACCCGUCACCCUGGAGCUGGGCGGGAAGAGCCCCUGUUACAUCGACAAGAACUGUGACAUAAACAUAGCCUGCAGGCGUGUCGUUUGGGGAAAGUACUCCAACUGUGGUCAGACCUGCAUCGCCCCAGACUACAUCCUUUGUGAGCCCAGCAUCCAGGACCGGGUUAUUGAAGAGGUCAAGAAGUCAAUUAAGGAGUUCUACACAGAAAACCCAAAGACUUGCCCCGACUACGGACGCAUCAUCAACCAGCGCCACUUCAAGAGGAUAAUGGCCAUGUUGGAGGACAGCACCGUGGCUGUAGGAGGAGACAACGAUGAGUCAGACUGCUACAUCGCACCCACAGUUUUGCGGGAUGUAAAGCCGGAUGCAAAGGUGAUGCAGGAGGAGAUAUUUGGACCUCUGCUCCCCAUUUUACCCCUCGGUGGCCUGGAUGAAGCGAUCAAGUUUAUCAACAAGGGAGAGAAACCUCUGGCCCUCUACGUCUUCACACCAGAUGACAAGGUGAUAACGAGAAUGAGAGACGAGACCUCCAGUGGAGGACUGCUGGCCAACGACUGUCUCGUUCACUAUUCUGUCAGCUCUCUGCCUUUCGGAGGAGUGGGAAACAGCGGUAUGGGCUGCUACCAUGGCAAGUUCAGCUUCGACCAGCUGAGUCACCUGCGUGGUUGUCUGAUCAAACAGCUGAAAAUGGAGGGAGUGAACAGCAUGCGGUACCCGCCUCACACACCCAAGAAACUGGGCUGGGCACGAUUCUUCAUCCUGAAGAACUUAGACCUGGGCUGGAUGGGGCGGAUGAUGCUCUUAGCCACUCUUUUUGUGGUGGCUGCUGUUGUGCUACAGAAUUAUGUCCUUUGAAGACAUCUCACUGCUUUCCAGACAACAAGCCUCCUCCGGCCUGAUGACCCAAGAGAAGAGAAGAGCAGCAUGAAGUUUUUAACGUCACAUCGAUGGGUUUCUGCAUAAAUGAGAUCAGAAUCUGCACAAGACUUGUUGUUUCACUAAUGCUGCGAUACAGUGAAUGUUAGCGUUUUGCCUUAAAUCAUUUAUUUCAGUAACGGUAUCAUAAAUCUCACAUAUCUCAUUAUCAGGAAGGUAACUAUUUAUUCCCAUAUACGGCUCUUAUGUUUGUAUUCAGUAUCACUACCUUCUAUUUUAACCUGUUAAAUCAGGUUUACAUAAAUGUCUCAAACACACUUUACAAUAUACAAAAUAAUGUUGUGAUUUUGAUAUGAAUGAUUUUAAAUGAAGUAACACAAUGUGUAAAGCUAUUGUUAAGACUGAUGUCAGGUCAUCACUGUGAAAUAUCAAUAUUUUUAGCAAUCAAAGCUCCCUGAAGUUAGUAAAAUAUAAUUAACCUGACGUCUGUUGUCAUAAUGAAACUAUUUUUUUUGUUAAAGAAUUAUCUUACAGUCAUUCUGAGUCCGUUCUGUUUCAAUGAUGGAUCAGCCAUUAACUUUAUGUUCAGUCUGAAGGUCCUUGAUCAUUUCAACCCAGUGUAGGUUUGUUUGUUUUUUUCAGUGUGUGCCUUUCCUGUGACGGCAGAGAUGAAGAUUAUAUAUGUCAGUUUUAGUGCUGUCAGAAUCAGACAGGACCAUGUGAAGGAUCAACAAAUGUCUUUUAAUAAAUUUUAGCAAUAUUCUAAAUUGUUUAUCAAUCUUUAAACAACCAUAGUUGCUAAAUCUGUUGUUUUUUUUAAUCACACAAUCAAAGAUGUAAGGGGUUUGUAGUUGAAUAAAUAUACAUGUAUUUCUGUAUUGGAUUAAUACUCAAAUAAAUAUAUUUAUACAUGUAUCUGUUUAUAAUUUGUUUAUAAUAUUAGUACAAUAUCUUACAUGUUAUUUAUAAUGUUGGAGGUGGUUUCCUAAACUUCCCGCUAAUCAUAGAGACUAUUAACUUCUAACCAGGCAUGUUAUUUCUGUGCACAAGCCCAAAAAUAAUGUACCUAAAACAAGAAGGUUACUGUUCUUCAGCCCGUUUGAUUACAGUCAUAAUCAUGGUCUCAUUUAAAAGGUAAAUCGUUAAAUUUUACGAGCAAAAAGUCAGAAUGAGUAUAAGAGAUCCUGAAAAUUAUGCCAGCAAGGCUAAAGUGUCGCUUUACAGGUUAAACACAAAUGUGCUAAUCUUUUAUCAUUUUAGCAAUUACUACACAAGACGCUGAUAUACUUCUAUAUUUUACACUAACAGAUGAUGACUUGCAACACUGCAACUUUGGGUGUGAGUUGCUCCACCAUUUCCGUUUUUGAGUCAUAUUUUCACCACCACCAUCCACAAGUGGAUGUUUUUACAGUUUGACUUGAGAUAAGAGAAAAAGCACAGGUGUCACUAAUAACGCUGACGAAGCCUCAGUUCCAGUGAGCCAGCAGGUCCUGUAUUCGUCUGAUAAUUAAGAAUGAUCAGGCCUUUUUCACUGCAGAAAAUCUGACUUGUCAUAGAAGGAAAAUCAAAGGCGUUAAUAACAUUAAUGAUAGCUCUGUUCUAUUCAAGUGUCACAUUAAGCCCUAACAGUGUGACAGUGAGGCAGCAUGAACAAUACCAGGAAUCAUUAAUGUUGUUAUUUACUUGUGUUUUACCUACUGUGACAAAAAUGUCCUCUGUGAAAAAAGGCCUAUCAAGCAAUUCAGUAUGUAUACUGACAUCCUCAACAAUACUUAAUUUUUGUCACAUUUCCAGCAUAUAAAAACGCUCAAAACCGGCUUUUAAUGAGCCUUUAUGGGAUUGUGAGUCAGCUUUUAGUCUGAUGGAGGCAGAAGAAGCUUCUAUUUGACCCACAGGAAACUGGAAACGACUCCACAGUAUCUGAUUUUGCCAGCAGGUGUCUGUCUCUCCUUGUUCACACACUUGACAAGUUGAGGUGUUUGCUUAGAG
Messenger RNA from Thunnus maccoyii (southern bluefin tuna), 3606 nucleotides. It is a transcript of the gene aldh3a2b, whose product is annotated as aldehyde dehydrogenase 3 family, member A2b. Bases 127 to 1596 code for a protein of 489 amino acids. Gene Ontology annotation, biological process: aldehyde metabolic process. Lineage: Eukaryota; Metazoa; Chordata; Actinopteri; Scombriformes; Scombridae. Gene Ontology annotation, molecular function: aldehyde dehydrogenase (NAD+) activity. Gene Ontology annotation, cellular component: cytoplasm. The transcript has 11 exons. The record is from RefSeq and is a predicted model, not a curated record.